UGUUUAUUUACUUUUCAAUCUGCACAAAAAGUCAUACCUUCAACAUCAAAAGGAUUAUUUUAGACCGGAAAAAAAAUAUAUAAUUCUUAAAUAAAAAUGGGCGUGGAGAGCCAUAAUGAAGUUAAUAGUGGUGGUGGUAGCCACAUUGCAAGAGACAGAAACAGCAGCGCCUACAAUAACAUUGAUGCCGCACCCAUGCCAAAACAUAUUCCUUUUCCUGAAUUCACAGGAAGCUCCGAACUCAUUAAUGAAUUUGUUAUGUUUCUCUUCAUUACAUUCGCUACAGCGAUGCAAUUUAUAAACAUUUAUCGUACCAUUUGGUGGGUGCCGGAGUCAAACACGUAUCAUGCAGUUAAUGUUUAUCUCAUUGAGCCGUACCUGGUAGCAUUCAUUGUGCUACUGAUGUCACGUCGCUUUUUAUUCUGCCUGAUCAUUCGCACACAAGAUCUAACGCAAAAUAUUACUAUUGAAAAACGUCGUUUUUACAAAAAAGCCGUUAGAUAUAGUUUCACCUGUUUGCUACUAUUGAUACUUGGCAUUUGUGCAUAUAAAAUUUACCUUAAACACACAUUCAUGCCUGUGUUUUUACUGGUCUACCCUCUUGUCAUCUAUGUGCUUAUCUUUGGUUUUCAAAUCGAAUCAUUUCUGCGUAGCUCCUACGAAGUAGAGGGUGCUUACUUUAAUGGUAUGCCAAUGCAUUGUUGCUCCAGUUGCCCCGACAUAAUACGCGAGGAAAUUGAUGUACUACGAAAUGAUUUUAAUAUACGCUUCAAACAAAUACUUUUCACUUCUCUCCUAAAUGUUUAUUAUGCCGGCAUUGUGCCUUGCUUGUUUGCUGCCUCCAUGUACUACAACACUGUGUGGGUAUAUCAAAACGCAUUCUACGUUUGGAUAAGUUGCCUAACUAUGGCAUUUGCGUUUGGUUUUCCUGCCAAGUAUAGUGAUAUCAUGCAUCGAGCUUCUUUACAUUUGGGUUAUUGGUCUCAGAUGGAUAUGCGCGCAAUUGGUGGCAAUAGUGGUAGUUCGAGCGCAAGCAGUAAUAAUAGUAAUUCAACUAGUGGCUCAACAACUGUGUGGAAAGCCAAUACGGUGUGGACACAGAACAGUGUAGUCAAAUUUGAUGGCGAGUUAUUCAGCUCUUGUGGCCCAGUGACCGUAGCAGUGCCCAGAAACUCUAGUCAUUCGAGAUUUUAUAAACUCUUCCACAAUCCUACCACAAUGUACAUGGCGCUCACAGGAAUACAGGCCAGCAUAGUGUUGACAGGCUUAGUAGCGUUAUAUUACACUCUGGAAUGGCAUUUCAUAUUAUCCUUUAGCUUUACAACGCUUACAAAUCAAUUUACAUUUUUCAAAAUAAUGCGAGAUUAUUUGGUGACAAAACGCAUUUAUACGUCGGAAAUCUCUAUAGCAGAGCAAACAAAAGCGUUUAAUAGUAAUUAAGCUAACCAGAAGAGAUUUAGAGAGACUGCAUUUAUGGGCAACCCAAAGAUGUAAUAAAUAAUGACACUCCGACUGAAAAUGAAGUAGUUUAGUUUUGAAUUUAUUUUUUUUUUUAAUUUAAUUUAUUACUAACUACAGAAGCGAGUCUAAAGUGUAAUUUACGUUAUGAGAAAAAAUUAAAAACAUACUUAGUCAC
This is a messenger RNA of Ceratitis capitata (Mediterranean fruit fly), 1636 nucleotides long. Its product is annotated as transmembrane protein 39A-A. Gene Ontology annotation, cellular component: membrane. The transcript is spliced from 4 exons. Bases 97 to 1440 code for a protein of 447 amino acids. NCBI's taxonomy places the organism in Eukaryota, Metazoa, Arthropoda, Insecta, Diptera, Tephritidae. The record is from RefSeq and is a predicted model, not a curated record.